AUGUGGAGUAUGCAAAGAAGUGAGAGCAUGCACGCAUUCUACGGUGGAUACUUACAUAGUAAAACUAGCUUGGUUCAAUUUGUUCACGAAUAUGACAAUGUUCUUGGAGUCAAGGAGCAGAGGGAACUGAAAGAUGAUGCUGCAAACUCGAGGGGGGUUAUACCUUGUGCAACCAGCUCGCCUAUGGAGAAACAGUUUCAGCAAGAGUAUACCACGAGCAUUUUUAGGGAUGUUCAAAUUGAGUUUGUGAAGAAGGCUAACUGCAGAGUUUCUGCAGUUGAUGAACAGGGUCCAUUGGUCUGCGUGACGGUGAAAGAGGAGAAACUAGUCAAUGAUACUAUUCUAUGCGUUCCGUACGAUGUUCACUUUGACCAUUCCACACAGGAGCUUCGUUGUGAGUGCAAUCUUUUUGAGAGUUCAGGUGUGUUGUGCUCUCACUGCCUUGAAGUUUUUCAUUCAUAUAAAGUGUACAAAGUACCUUCAUGUUAUGUUCUCCCUCGAUGGAGCAAGAAGAUAAAGCGCAAACAUACGUAUGUCAAAAGUAGCCAUGAUAUCAGUCGGUCGGAUGAGAGUCAUGUUGCAUUCAGGGGACUGUGUGCACACUUCUAUAAUGUUGCUCAAGAGUUCGUCGGUGACGAUGAAGAAACAGCAUUGCUGUAUGUUGCUUUGGAAGAAACAAUGGCCAAAUUGGCUGCGUAUCGUGCCAAAAAGAGGUCCGAGAGCGUGUCAAAGACCCAGACGAACAUUGGCUCACGGAGUUCGAACGAUGUCAGUAUUGAUGACAUCCAAGGUCCAUCGAAGGUCACCACAAAGGGGAGGCCAAAGAGUAAGAGGCUCGGCGCUGCCCUUGAGAAGUCCUUCAAGAAUUCAAGGCGGAGAAAACAAAAGAAUUCAUCCCCGGUAGAUGUUUGGCUUAAUCUCAACUUUGUGGUUCGUCCACACGCAUUUCAAGAUACACACCAUGGUUCUGUUGUUGGCCUAAAUGUCCCCGAACAAGCCGGUAGUUUCAUGUCUUUGUUAAGCUCCUUCAACAAAAAGUAG
Arachis stenosperma is the source of this 1041-nucleotide messenger RNA. Its product is annotated as protein FAR-RED ELONGATED HYPOCOTYL 3-like. Gene Ontology annotation, molecular function: zinc ion binding. NCBI's taxonomy places the organism in Eukaryota, Viridiplantae, Streptophyta, Magnoliopsida, Fabales, Fabaceae. The record is from RefSeq and is a predicted model, not a curated record. Gene Ontology annotation, biological process: regulation of DNA-templated transcription. The transcript is spliced from 2 exons. Bases 1 to 1041 code for a protein of 346 amino acids.